Messenger RNA from Metarhizium brunneum ARSEF 3297, 489 nucleotides. RefSeq lists its product as uncharacterized. NCBI's taxonomy places the organism in Eukaryota, Fungi, Ascomycota, Sordariomycetes, Hypocreales, Clavicipitaceae. The record is from RefSeq and is a predicted model, not a curated record.
AUGAAGCUCUCCCUUCUCUUCGCAAGCACCGUCUCGGGCGCCGCCCUCAUCAGCAGCGGCCGCGGCUACGGCACCUACUACUACGACGUUGAGCAGCUGCAGGCGUGCAACUCGGACUUCCACAAGGACAACCAGGGCCCCGUCAUGUGCUCCUUCACGGACUUCCUGCCGCUCAACGACGUGCGCUCAAACUACCUCGUGGCCAUGAACAACACCCAGCUCCGGGGCCACCUGGACAAGUACUGCGGCAAGCGCGUCGUGGUGACGGUCAACGGCGUCCGGAGCCCGCUGCCGUUCUUCAUCGGCGACGGCUGCGAGCGCUGCGGCAUCGGACACCCGGACGGGGGGUGGAAUUCCGAGGGCGCCCCGGGCCUGGACUUUAGCUACACCGGCCUGAGCGAGUUGGGGCCGCAGGCCUGCGCGGCGGGCCACAUCGAUCUGAGCUGGGAGAUUGUGGACGAGAACCUGUACCAUUUUAAGACGGGGUAG